Messenger RNA from Arachis ipaensis, 1399 nucleotides. RefSeq names its product vacuolar protein sorting-associated protein 24 homolog 1. Gene Ontology annotation, biological process: vacuolar transport. The record is from RefSeq and is a predicted model, not a curated record. NCBI's taxonomy places the organism in Eukaryota, Viridiplantae, Streptophyta, Magnoliopsida, Fabales, Fabaceae.
AUAUCACGUCUAUACUUUUCUUUCCAAUUUUGUAUUAGGAAAAUAAAAAUUGGCUCUCUUAGAUGAAAGAGGCAUGCCAUGAUGUUUUACUGACUGCAGUAAGCUAAAUUGGUGGAUAUUCUCUUUAACUUAUAUUCAUAAUUGGUCAUUACUCAUUUAUAUUAUUGCAAUUCUGAAGUUGAAAUCUUGCUUUGGUGUUUAUUCUUGGGAGACUUUUCAGAUUGAGAAUGUUUGAUUCCUAAGCUUUUCGUUCUGCAUAGCAUCAAAUUCCAAUCAUCUUCUUCAAUUGAAAAGAAUAUAUUUUUGAAUUAAUUAUCUUCUGGGGUUUGCAAGAUUCAUUCUUUUAUUUCUGAUCCCAAACUAAAAACGAAGGCAGAAAAACAAUUUUGUUGGUUUUGGGAUUAUUGAGAAAUGGAGAAGGUAAUAAACAUUCUGAAGCCGAAGCCGAACCCUCAACAGUUGUUGAGAGAUUGGCAGCGUCGCCUUCGCCAGGAGUGUCGCAACAUUGAGCGCCAAAUUCGCGUCAGAUAUACAGAGAGAAGAGAAGAAUGUACAAAAGGCGAUUAAAGAAGCUGCCAAGAGGAACGAUAUGGGCUCUGCAAAGGCCCUUGCUAAGGAACUUGUGAGAUCUAAGAAAACAAUAAACAGACUUUAUGAAAAUAAGGCACAAUUGAAUUCAAUAUCAAUGCACCUUGGAGAAAGUGUGGCAAUUGCUCGUACUGUGGGACAUCUAUCCAAGAGUGCCGAGGUUAUGAAGCUUGUCAAUAACCUCAUGAAGGCUCCUGAAAUGGCUGUGACAAUGCAGGAGUUCAGCAAAGAAAUGACAAAGGCAGGAGUUAUCGAGGAGAUAGUAUACGAUGCUGUUGACUCGGCUCUAGAUUCUGAGGACAUAGAAGACGAGAUUGAAGAAGAAGUUGACAAGGUGCUGACAGAAAUAGCUGGUGAGACGGCUGCAGAGCUCCCCGAAGCCAUCCGGAAACAAAAGUUGAAGCAACCUGAACAAAGGGUUGGAGCCAGUGGAGGGGAAGAGGCUAUAGUUGAGGGUGUUGAUGAUGAGGAAGAAAUGGAAGAAAUAAGGGCAAGACUUGCCAAAGUUAGGUCAUAACUCAUAAACAAGGCUUCGGUACCUAAUAAUAUACAUUGCAAGAGAAGAUGUGGAGAGAAGUUUGCAUCCUGUUUGUGAUAGUUUGAUUGGAAAAGAGAAAUAUGGGAUGGGACAGAUUGUAUGUAAUACACGAAAGUUGUAUCAAUGGGUAAUAGAUCUUUUGGGACUACAUGAUCAAGGGUCAAAAGACCUUUAUCCAUGAUACAGGAGAUUAUUGUAUAUUCAAUAUUCUAUGAUGGCUUUAGUUAAAUCAGGAUGCAUGAGAUCCAAUAAUAAUAUAAAGAAAUUAGUAAU